AUGCUGCAAGAAGCUCUCAAUCUCUACCUCCUAGAGAUGGCGCAGAUUGAAAGGAUCAAGAGGUACGAGGUUCCUGAUUGGCGAAGCGAAGCCGUGCAAGACGAAUGCCCUUCUGAAUGUCGCGAGGGAAUUUGCGGCCACUAUCCUCGUGUCUUCCCAGCAAAAACAGGGUCAAAGAAAGCAAAAGAGGGCCCAGACGAGCAGCCCACGAUGCAAUCCGCGCUCGAUUCCAUCAAUACUGGUAUCUUCCGACUCCAUAUGGCACAGCUGGAUCGGCCUCUUCGCCGCAAGGGCCUCUGCAAGCUUGGAAUCAAUGACGACAACGCCAUCUUCGUCGACUACGGAGCCAAUUGCUUUGACAAGCUCUACGGCGACAGCGACAUCAGCCACUACUGUCGCCGAUGCGACGACUAUCACUGGACUGAGCCCGACGACUGGGACUAUGGCAUCCAGGGCGGGUACGGUCUGAGCCAGAACUACGGUGAAUGCCCUUCAAAAUGCAAGCGUCACUCCAGACACGUGCGCAAUGUGCUGGCGAGCUGUAUGCCCAGACUUGAAAAGCUGCGCAUAUCCGCCAUCGACGUCGGUGAUGCCCUUAUGAAGAGCGUUGCAGGGCAGCAGAGCGAUUUUCCGCUCCUGCAAGAGUUUCAGUGGGACACAGCACGCGAACGAUCGCUCGACAGGUCAUAUUCAUGGAACUUCCUGAACACCAUCGAUAUACUACAGGGACGUAUCGCCAGCAGACCUCACAGAAUUGGCGAGAACACCCUCUCCACUCCCUACAAGCCUGAAGGCCUGGCAUUUAUUCAACCUCGCUACAUCGAACUUCGUCUUGGCCGGGAGCUUCGAGAAAAGGUGCUUGAGCAAGCGAGCACGUCGGAGAUGCGCUCUGCAUGGACGAAGGGGCUGGCCGUAGGCGAUGCGCCUCACCGGGUAUGCAUUGCUGAGAGUCGGGCUGCAUACACGUCUACGUGGUCUUACUUCACCCAAGAAGACAUCAAAGCCCAUCAUCGCGAGGACGAAGCGUGGUGGAAGGCUCGUGCGCUUGAAUACAGCAGAAUCACAAAGCAGGACCAUGGCCAGCCUGGGGAUGAAGUCGUGAUCUGA
This is a messenger RNA of Jaminaea rosea, 1107 nucleotides long. RefSeq lists its product as hypothetical. Lineage: Eukaryota; Fungi; Basidiomycota; Exobasidiomycetes; Microstromatales. The coding region runs from base 1 to 1107 and encodes 368 amino acids. The record is from RefSeq and is a predicted model, not a curated record. The transcript has 4 exons.